Soboliphyme baturini is the source of this 420-nucleotide messenger RNA. The record is from the annotation of a GenBank genome assembly. Lineage: Eukaryota; Metazoa; Nematoda; Enoplea; Dioctophymatida; Soboliphymatidae.
AUGAAUGCCAUUCCCCAGCUGCGAACGCCAACCGGAAGGUCACCACCGAUAAUGGGGGACGGCGAAUUGGCGGUCAACGAGUCGCACCCGGACGGGCAGGACCUGGGAGGUGAUCGGAUGGCACGCGGCGGACGGACGGCUUCGGCGAGGGCGAACAAGGAGCUGGGCCGGCCGGGCCGGUGGAGUGAGUUCUUCUUCUUCUUCCUCUUCGCCUCUUCGCCUCUUCGUCCUGCCGGCGGUCGAUCGAUCGGUCCCGGUGCCGGUGCCGGUCCCGGUCCCGGUCCACCGUAUCCUUCGUGUCCUGUCCUGCCCUGUCCUAUCAGCACCUUGCGCGGUUCGAUUGGCUGGCCGACCGACCGACCGACCGUUGGCUGUCACCGAUUUGUUGGUGGCCCCUUUCGCUGGGCGCGCGCCGGCUAA